Molecule: messenger RNA, 1980 nt
Organism: Temnothorax curvispinosus
Lineage: Eukaryota; Metazoa; Arthropoda; Insecta; Hymenoptera; Formicidae
Product: cell wall protein DAN4-like
Exons: 3
Coding region: 147-1496 (449 amino acids)
Source: RefSeq, a predicted model, not a curated record
UCACAUCUUGUUGUUAUAUUCGCAUGCAGUAGCUUGGGAACUUGAUUUGACAAAGAAAACAAAAGAUAUCAGUUGCUACAUCUGUACCUGUAAUGCGUUAAUCUAAUAAUUACUUCAUUUGGACAGUGUUUGAGUAUAAUAGAAGCAUGUCAUUAGAGAAACUUGAAACUAAUCAAGAUUCAGCGAAAAAGCAAACAAUGGAAGAAGAGCAAGUUCCGAUGUCGUCUGUCGCGUGCGUAUUAUCCACGAGCGAAGGAAGCAAGACAACCGAGACUACUCCGUCAACCAAAGCCGCGAAUAAUACACCGGUCGCUCCGCUCUCCCAGAUUUUCUCGAGCUCGAGUGCCACACCGCUAUUCAACGGGUCGAAGACGACGAUAGCAUUCGACACGGACAAACCGUCGUUGUUCGCCGCAACGGACAGCAAGCAGCCAGGAUUUGCCAUGCUCGAGAACAAAAUUUCAACGUUCGGCGGUAAUACCGAGAGUAAACCAGCGAUUUUCGGUGCGAUAACGAUGUUGCCCGUAUUCAAUUCACCACCGCUCGCGACAACUCCUCUACCAACAUUCGACACACUGUCCAACAAGACUACUUCGUCGCCCUUCGGAUCAUCUAAUGCCUCGGCUUUUGGAAACAGUACCACACCCGCUUUAGGAGGUGUUACGACAACACCUACUAUAGUCUCAACCACAAAGCCAGGCGAGACUAAUGCGCCGAACUCGUCUUUGUUCACGUUUGGUUCGGCUUCGUCGCAACAAUCGGCAAGCAGCGAAUUUAACUUCUCUGCGAAUGUUAAUCCACCACCGUCCGCGUCGUCUGCGAAGCCACGUCGUCUGCGAAUCCAUUCGGUGGAAUUUAAAGAUCGUAUUUCUGACGAAAAAGAAGUUAAGAAUAUCUCUACUGUGAUUACCUCGGAAAAGGAGCAAACAGUAUCUUUGCCAUUUUUAUCGAAUAUCAAGAGCUGUUCUGAAACACAGAUUAAGUCAAGUACACUUGACCAUACAUGGAGAAUUAAACAAUUUAAGUGUCUUUAUGAAUUUGUGAAGAUGAUGGAGUCUCCACCAUUUCCAGAAACUGGUCAAUACCGGAUUCAAAUGGAACGUCAAUAUGUGCCUCACUCUCCAACGUAUAAUGUAGUAUGCUUUUAUAUACUUACUAGUAAUACAUUUAACGGUUUAUGUAUCACUACUAUAAUGCUACCGUCUGGAGAAGUUGUAUCAUCAAAAUCCAUUUCAGGUUCUAUAUCGAAUAACACAUUGUUAAUUGAAAUCCUGGAAGACAAGCUUCUGUCAGCGUUAGAUCAUAUAGAUACGCUUACAAUACAUUGCAAAUUUGAAUUUUUUUGUAAUGUAGUAAAUAAAACUAUACGUUUGAAUUCACUACCAUCUUCAAAUAAAGUUUCAGAAGACGUGACAUAUUUUAAAGACUUGACUUUUGAUGAGUUUCGGUCUAAAAAAAACAAUAUUUUGAUAAAAAAAUUAGUUGAUGGAAAAUAAAUGGUACAUAAAAAAAUUGUGUACCAACGGUAGUUUAACUGUUUCUGAAUAAAUAAAAUGUAUGGUAAAAGAAAAACAAUGUGUUAUACGAAAAACGUGCGCUACCAACAGUUACUUUAAGAAUAUCUGCCUUACAUAUAAGGAAAAAGAAAAGGAUAAAUGAAUGGGUAACAUAUAUAGUGAGGUACAACCUUGUAAACGAAUUUUUUUUAUAAAUUAUACCUGGCUCAAUAAUGUGACAAUGUGAUUAUGACAUGUUUUAAAAAAUUAUUAACAGCUGAUGAGAAUAAUGAUGUAUCAACUUUAAAAUUAACGUGUAAAUUAUGUGCCACGGUUAUUUUAUGAUUAAAAAUGCUAUGAAACGUCACCAUUUAUGACAGAUAAGAAAUUAACUUUGGCUAAUACUGGAUUCAUAUAAUAUUGCAGUCUUUAAUAUAAAUUUAUAGAACAUGAGGUAUUUUAUUUAUUUAUUUAGUAAACAUUC